CAGGUGGUGCCGUGGUUGGGAUUCGAUCCAACAACACUAGCAUUGGAUUCAGGUGUUCCAAUCACCUCCAUGGGCACAGGUGUAUAAAAUCAAGCAGCUAGGCAUGAAGACUGCUUCUACAAACAUUUGUGAAAGAGUGGGUCACUUUUAGGAGCUCAGUGCAUUCAAGCGUGGUACUGUGAUAGGUUUCCACCUAUGCAACAAGUCCAUCUGCAAAAUUGCCUUGCUACUAAAUAUUCCACGGUCAACCAUUAGUGGUAUUAUGACAAAAUGGAAGCAACUGGGAACAACAGCAACUCAGCCACAAAGCAGUAGGCCACGUAAAAUGAGAGAGCAGGGUCAGCGCAUGCUGAAGUGCACAGUGCGUAGACAUCGCCAACUUUCUGCAGAGUCAAUAGCAAAAGACCUCCAAACUUCGUGUGACCUUCAGAUUAGCACAACAGAGCUUCAUGGAAUGGGUUUUCAUGGCCAAGCAGCUGCAUCCAAG
Staurois parvus is the source of this 487-nucleotide messenger RNA. The record is from the annotation of a GenBank genome assembly. Lineage: Eukaryota; Metazoa; Chordata; Amphibia; Anura; Ranidae.